Oncorhynchus masou masou (cherry salmon) is the source of this 7056-nucleotide messenger RNA. It is a transcript of the gene ylpm1, whose product is annotated as YLP motif containing 1. Gene Ontology annotation, biological process: regulation of telomere maintenance. The record is from RefSeq and is a predicted model, not a curated record. Lineage: Eukaryota; Metazoa; Chordata; Actinopteri; Salmoniformes; Salmonidae. Gene Ontology annotation, cellular component: nucleus. The coding region runs from base 257 to 6625 and encodes 2122 amino acids. The transcript is spliced from 23 exons.
UCCCUCCACAACCAGCUAGUUAGCUUUCUAGCUAAAGGAUACGGAACCCGAAAACCAAGGCGAACAACGCAUUUUCUUUAAUUUGUUAACAUUUACUGAUACAAUAAACGCGAUCAAUAAUCAGCGUUUGUUUACGGUUUGUAACGCGCGUGAAAACGUACCUCUAUAUCGAGGGUAGCGUCGCAUUACCUUGUAUUUUUCACUGCGCCGGUUUUAUGUGAGCACAAAGGCCCACACAAGCCCACUGUUCCCAAGCAUGUAUCCUUGGGGUACUAACUACGGCGGUGGCCAUCAACCACCUUCGCAGCAGAACUUCGGCGCGCCGUCUCCUCAAGGCGAAGGCUUCGCAGGUGGAUUCGGGAGUUAUGGAGCAGCUACGCCCGCAGCGGCACCCGGUUCCACUUUCAACAGCCUGCGGGAGCAGCAUCUCCAGCAGAUGCAGCAGCUGCAACAGCUCCACCAAAAACAGCUCCAAUCCGUGCUGCACCACGACAGGAACGCAGAUGCAACCCCCUAUGGCGGCGGUGGUACUGCGGCCGAAUCGUGGCAAGGCAGUUCGGGAUAUGGGUAUGGUUCAACGGGGGCCGGUGCCCCUUCCCCUUAUCAAGAUGAGUAUCAGACCAUGCAAGCCGGUCCGCCCGGACCACAGCAGCCGCCGCUACCGCCACAGUCCCCGCAGUCCAAGGAGGCCCAGCCUCCCCCACCAGAUUCGACCCUUCCGGUGCCCACUCAGAACAAUGGUACUCCAGCGACAAAAGAGGUAAACAAGAAAGAAUCUUUGGCCUCGAAAGACCAGGCACAUUCCUCUGGGUCGGAGGAGGAAAAGCCCGAUUUUACGUCAAUGUCGUUGCAGGAGCAGCAGCAGUAUUGGUACAAGCAGCAUCUCCAGAAUCUGCAGAGGCUGAAAGCUGAGAAGGCCAAACAGGGCCAGGGUGAUGGCCCAACGCCCCGGCCCCACCCGGCAGCCGCGCCUCCCCCUCCAUCGGAACCCCCUAAGAGCGCCCCUCCACCACCCCCACCCAAAGAGGAGCCCCCGCCACCACCUCCACCUGAGGACAAAACGCCUGCACCCCCAGCCCAGGACCCAGCAGAGGCGGCCCGGAUGAAGCAGCUCCAGAGUGCAGCGGCCCAGUGGCAGCAGGCCCAGCAGCAGAGAGCGGGCUACCAGUACCAAGCCCUGAUGCGGCACCAUGCUCAGCUACAGGUCAUCCUCAACCAGUACCAGCAGUGUAUCCAACAACCUGCACAUCUAGAGACGAUGUCUAUGGCCAUGCAGCUGAGUCACUAUGAGACGCAGCAGAAGCAGUUUGGCCCGGUGUUUGGAGACUGGGGCCGUACCUUCAGCCAGUGGCAAGAGCAGUUCCAGUCCUACCCACAUAAAGACCAGCUACAGGACUACGAGUUACAGUGGAGACAGUGGCAGGAACAGAUGAACUCCACCUCGGCACACCUACAGGAGAGGGUCACCACCCUGCGAGCCACGCAGCAACAGUACGGAGGUGGCGGUAGCGUCGGCAGCGAUGGCGGUGGACAGUAUGGCGCUGAUCCAUACGGUAGUAGUGACCGGUAUGGUAGUGGAGGGUACGGGGACCAGUACAACCAAUAUGGUCAGUACCCACAAUCUGGACCGGACUCGCAGAUUCAACAAGGUCACAUGGUGAGCCCGUCCGUGCCGUCCCAGCCAGGUAGCCAGCCCUCGUCUGGAUCUGGAUCCAUGUUGCAGGGCCCUCGACCAGGACAGCAAGGCCCCUCAAACACCCAACGCAUGGGAACCCCCACAGGAGAACCACACCAAGGGCCUCAGGCAGAGCAGUACAACCUGUCUGGACCUCCAGGGAGAGGGGCGGGCCCAGGAGGGAGAGGGGCGGGCCCAGGAGGGAGAGGGGCGGGCCCAGGAGGGAGAGGGGCGGGCCCAGGAGGGAGAGGGGCGGGCCCAGGAGGGAGAGGGGCGGCCAGAUCACCAGUUCCACCACCAGGACAGCCUCCACACUACCAAAGCCCCAGAGGACCAAGGUUUGAUGGUCCGAGAGGGAACGGCCCGCUGUUUGACCAGCAGCAGCAAUCCGGUCAACAGCAGAGGUUUAAUGCUCAACCAGGCCCCAGGUUCAACGAGCAGCGCCAGAGGUUUGACCAGCCUGGCCCAAGAGGACCAGGGCCUCGCUUUGGGCAGCAGGGGUCCCGGUUCGACCAGCCCCCCCCGAGACAAAACCCCCCUGGCUGCUUUGAAAGACCACCUGGUCCCCCAGUUCCCCAUAUAGGCCCACAGCCUAAACCAGACACUAGUAAAGACACACAACCUCCACAGUGCGAGACGCCAGCGGGCUCCAAGCCUCCUGGUAAUAAACCUACCGGGCCAGCGAAACCAGGAGCAGAACCGGAGGAUAUGUCAGAGGACGUGGUGGACGCACUGGAUGGCUUCUUCGUCCAAAAUGACCCCAUCCCUCAGACGAAGGCAGAAGCUGACGCUGCUGCUGCUGCUGCUAGUAAGGGAUCCACCGGCAACAUGGAGAAGGUGAGCCCUACUGGUCCUGCCGGUACCAAGCCCCAAGGGUCCACCGACACCUCUGUGUCCCCGAAAACCGCUUCCCCCGCUAAGACCGCUUUCAAACCAGGUGGACCGGAUGGGCCAUUGAAGAAUAAUGUCAAUGACAACAACAGGCCUCAGGGACCGGAGCAUUCGAAGACAGACCCAAUGACCAACCAACCUCCUGGUCCUCCGGGGCCCAUGGGACGUGGCCAGCCGCUAGGGCCUGUCAGAGGAAGAGGGGAGGCGGAUGGAGGGAUGAGGGGAGGUAGAGGACGAGGGGAGGCGGAUGGAGGGAUGAGGGGAGGUAGAGGACGAGGGGAGGCGGGUGGAGGGAUGAGGGGAGGUAGAGGACGAGGGGAGGCGGAUGGAGGGAUGAGGGGAGGUAGAGGACGAGGGGAGUUUGAUGGAGGGAUGAGGGGGGGUAGAGGACGGGGGGAGGCAGAUGGGGGGAUGAGGGGGGGUAGAGGACGAGGGGAGGCGGAUGGAGGGAUGAGGGGGGGUAGAGGACGAGGGGAGUUUGAUGGAGGGAUGAGGGGAGGUAGAGGACGAGGGGAGUUAGAUGGAGUUAGGGGACGAGGAGGAAGGGGUGGUCUGAGGGGACGUGGAGGACAACACCCCGGUAUCCCAGGCUUCAGUCCCAACACUAUCGCUCUGGGAGUUGGGAGGACGGAGGACGACAUGGAGGGGGUUCCUUAUGACUACAGACCUCCACAUGAAGAGAUGAGAUCACAACAUGGAGGACCAGGGGAGGACUGGCAGCAGGACCCUUCACUGGAGAAACCUGGAGGUCCUCCUCUGCCUGAAGAGGAGAUGUGGGUCCCUGAAGAGCACUACUAUCCUCCAGAGGACUACUACGAAGAACCAGGGAGAGGAGGUCCCCCUAUGGGGAGAGGAGAGCCUCUAGACGGGCACCACUGGGAGGAAGCAGACCCCCCACCUCCAGAGUACUGGGGAGAGGAAGGAGAUCCCUACUGGAUGGACCGGAGGCCCCCUCCUCAUGGCAUGAGAGGAGGCCCCCGAGCCCCCUUCCAUCCUGGGCGUGGUCGCCCUCCACGCGGCCGACCCGGCUUCAUGCACCAGGGGGGUCCCAGACGCCCCCUUCCUCCUCCUCGCGGAGCCAUGGACCCCCAUGACCCUCUAGGAUCCCCCAUGGGGCCUCACGAUGACAUGGACCCUCUGGGACCCCCGCUGCAUCGAGACUACAACCCCAGAGGGCCGCCCAUGCACCACGAUAUGAUGGAGCGAGACAUGAGGGGGCGACCUCCUCCACCUAGAGAGAUGAUGGACAGAGAUCUGAUGGGGCCUGGUGAUCAUCCUCCAUAUCACGACACGGAUAGGGACCUUGGCUGGACCCCGGGCCCAGGACGACCCCCCAACCACGGCAGAGUCGGGCCAAGAGGUCCGCCUCCCCUUGAGAUGAUGAUGGAGCGAGGGGGGAUAAGGAGGCGUCCGAUGGGCCCUCGGGGAGCCCCAAUGGGCAGGGCCCGGGGCAUGAUGCAGCAGCCACACGAGGAGAUGGAGGGGUACCCCCACGACGGGUACGGGGAGGAGUUUGGUGGUCCUGAUGAUGACGGGUAUGGAAGACCGCUGCCACCACGUGAUUGGCCGAAGCGCCCACCACAUGGUUACGGCCGUGAGGGGGAGUAUUAUGCCCAUGAGCCUCCUCGUGGUGGGGAGUGGAACAGGGAGAGAGGAGGACCACUACCAGAGAGAGACUACCAUCCCUACCCUCCCCCAGACCGCUUCAGAGAGGACAAAUGGACUGGUGAGAGGGACCAAGACCGUCCUCCAUACGCCUACGAGGGAGACAGAGACCGUCCUCCAUACGCCUACGAGGGAGAAGAGCAUGGAAGAGGAGGCAAGCUACAAAGCCGCGACUACCCGGACGACCCUCCUUACAGGCACGAUGAACCCCCCUACUUGCCACCUCCAGAGUGGGAGAGAUCAAGACCACCCCUUCCGGAGAGAAACUACCCCUCAGAUUUUGAGGAGCAUAGGCCCCACUACGACGGACGAGCCGAGCCACCUAGAUCAGAUCUAGGUAUCCCUCCACCCACCCCUUCCCAGGCCCUUGCUCCUCCCACUACUGGACCAGACAGUUCUCAGGAACCAGCCUCACAGGGCACUGGACCGGGCAUACUGGCUCUGUCACAACGACAACAUGAGAUCAUCCUGAAAGCUGCCCAUGAGCUGAAGCUUAUCAGGUCUGUUUCUCUGGUACUGAACAGAGAAAUGCAGGAGAAUUUGACCGAGGGAGAGACCCUAUCCAUCACGUCUGACCCUAAGACGGAGCUCCCUGCUGGACUACUGGGGCUGGAGAUCCCCCCUGAGGUCCGGAGUGCCCUGCAGGCGACCAAUCUAAUUUCUAACUCAACUGCUGCAAAAACAGUGACGUGGGGAGACACCAACCCUCAAGUUACUGGGUACAUGUCCUCCGUUCCUCCAGUCCCCAACGCACCAGUCAUCCCGAAGACUGUCGACUAUGGACAUGGACAUGACCUGGGUGCUGCCACGGUGGAGCGGAUCUCUUACGGUGAGAGGAUCGUGUUGAGGCCUGAACCCGACAGGGAGAGAAGCUAUGAAAAAGAACUACUGGGCCCCCUGAGAGACCCCUACCACAGAGACCUGUACUACGACAGACGACCGGUGGACCCCUACAUGGAGCGUAGGGAGUACAGCAGGGAGAGGGAGAUGUACAGAGAAAAAGCUCCCAUGGACUUUGAAAGAGAACGAUACGAGAGGGAGCGCUAUCCGCCUCGAGAUGACAGCAAACACUCCAUGGAUGUUGAUGACAGACAACCCCCAGGCCAUCCUCGCUCCGGUCCCCCACCUCCUCGCCCGGGCUACAGGGACAGAGACAUGAGGGAGAGGGAGGGCAGCCGGACCAGUAGAGACAGAGAGGAUACUUAUGGAAGACCUGGGGGUUAUGACAGACCUCUGUUUGAGCGCGGGCCUGAACGCGGGCCUGAGCGCUACGACCAUGGUGCCUCAACAUAUGGUGAACGGAGGAGUUACCCAGAGGAGAGAGGAGCAGGAGGCCCCACGUCGUCCCACCCUCCUCCCACCCCACCGACUGCUCCUCCUUCCAGGAUGGAGAAGAAACCAGAGACCAAGAACGUGGAGGACCUUCUCAAACUGCCAGGCCGAGACACUCGUCCAGAAAGGAUCGUCAUCAUAAUGAGAGGCCUACCAGGAAGUGGAAAAAGCCAUGUGGCCAAGCUGAUACGGGACAAGGAGGUGGAGUGUGGAGGGGCUCCACCCAGAGUGCUGGGGUUAGACGACUACUUCAUGACGGAGGUGGAGAAGAUGGAGAAGGACCCAGAAACAGGGAAACGGAUCAAACUCAAGUGUCUGGAAUACGAGUACGAAGCGGAGAUGGAAGACACGUACAGGAACAGCAUGCUAAAAACAUUCAGGAAGACCCUAGACGACGGCUUCUUCCCCUUCAUCAUCAUCGACGCUAUCAAUGACAGGGUUAAAUACUUUGAUCAGUUCUGGAGUGCUGCCAAGACUAAAGGCUUCGAGGUAUACUUGGCUGAAAUCACGGCAGACAAUCAGACUUGCGCUAAAAGAAAUGCCCACGGACGGAAGAUGAAAGAUAUUCAAAAGAUGUCCAGUAACUGGGAGUCGUCUCCACGUCACAUGGUGCGGUUGGAUGUCCGUUCCCUGCUUCAGGACGCUGCUAUUGAGGAGGUUGAGAUGGAAGACUUAAAUCCCGAUGACGAGCCACUGAAGGAGCCCAAGAAGGAGGAGGAGGAGGAAGAUAUUAAGGGUUACAUUCCACAAAGCAAAUGGGAGAUGGACACUUCUGAUGCCAAACUCGACAAGCUGGACGGCUUGGUGAUGGGGGGGAAGAGGAAGAGGGAGGGAGACGACGUGGCAGGCAUGGAUGACUUUCUUCAGCUGCCUGACGACUACGCCACGCGCCACUCUGAACCCGGCAAGAAGAGGGUUCGCUGGGCCGACCUCGAAGAGCAGAAGGAUGCAGAGCGCAAGCGCGAUAUCGGCUUUGUGGUGGGUCAAACAGACUGGGAGAAAAUCACAGACCAGAGCGGACAGAUAGCUCAGAGAGCUCUCAACCGCACUAAGUAUUUCUAAAAACAGAAGAUCAAUGCCCUCACCCCCUGCUUCCUGAUUUAUAGGUCUGCAGACUGUGAAUAUGCUUAACCCGUUUCUCGAAAAACAAAGUCAUGAAGACUACACAUUCUACCUGUUGACUUUUAGGAGAUCCAUAGUUGUUUAUUCCAUUAUUAGAAUACAGAAUAGAUUUAUCUUGCGUUUAAAAAAAGAAGAAAAAUAUUAUAAUAAUUCUUGAUCUUCAAUUUGAGUAUUUUUUUUUUAGUUGUUUUCUCCUUUCGAUGGUAAAAUUCAUGCACCAGUUUAUCUUGAGCUUCGCUUCUCAUUUUAUACUGUAAUGUCUUCCUGUAUGUUAGCACUGUUGCUUAUUUUAUUAAAUAAACUGAAGAAACAAUAAAAGUUUCACACACAAAACAACCAGGAGAGUCUCAUGUGUGUGGUCAUGUGGGCUA